GUCGGCGCGUGUUUUGGCGCACUGCACAUUCAGCCAUUUUUACGGCAAAACUCAGAGCUAUAGCUCUUACAUCUGUGUUUUGUGCCGAACUGGAUUUUAAGUGCCUGUUUACUAUUACUACAGCGUUGUUUUUAUUUUGCCUUUGAUUGUGUGGAAGGGGGAGGUGUAGGAGGCAGCUAAAUUUCAAGUUGCCUUCCUUGGUUGUGGCAGUUGGCCACAGCUGAAAGUGAGAGUCGCACCACAGUAGCGAAUGCUAUCAUUGCGGCUGGUGUCUUGUCGAUUUCUGAAGCAACCAUAGAAACUGUUUCACUAUGUUUGUUGACCAUGAUCACUCUGUCACCUCUACGGACUAGGAUCUGGUUUAUAAUCAUCAGAUCUCUCUUUAAUUAACCUUCCCAACAGACUUGGUUUGUGUCAAGUCAAGAGUCCUCUGUAUUAAUUUCUACUUAAUUGUUAAUAGUGGUCUCGUAUUUUGUUGUACGUUAUUGCUUAAGUAGAUUAGUAGUCUUUGGUCUAGAAUUUUGUUUUGAAAGAUCUGUUUUGCAGAGGACAUUAUAGAGCAUGAGAGCACCACUGUGUUCUGAUGCAACAGAUUUAUGCCCUGAUGAUCAGGGUUUAAUUGUCUCUGAGAACGAGAGCCAGAGUGAGAUUCACGCAAUUGAGAAAUCUCUCGAAAAAAGUCAUACCAGCAAGACAUCCGUGUUUGGAAUUUGUCUUGAUAAUCUCAUGGGAACUACUCCGCAAGUUGCUCCCCAGAUCCCUUUCAUACUGUCUCGUCUCUGCCGUUAUAUUGAAGAACAUGGUUUACAACAAAAGCAUCUCUUUUUAGAGGGAGAAGAGAAAGAUAUAGUAGAGUCUUUAAAAAUUGAAUUUAUAGAAUCUGGAGAUGCACCUUUAGAAACUGUAGGUAAUGUUGCUUCUGUUGCAAAGCUGCUCAUCAUUUUCUUUGAGGAUUUGCCUGAACCUUUGAUUCCAGUAUCGGCUCAGCCUGAUUUUGUGAAAGAUAUGGAAAAUCUUUCUCUAAGCUCUCCAGAUUGUGUAUCAAAAUUAAAGCAAAACGUCAGUAAGCUCCCUGAAUCUGCUUACCAUGUUUUAAAGUAUUUAUCUCGUUUCCUGCUACGUGUAGCUUGCAAUAAAAAAUACAAUGGUAUGAGCUGUGAUGACUUGGGAAUCAUAUUUGGUCCUCUUUUGUUCAGGCCAUCAUCAAAAGAUCCUCUGGUCCUUAUCAGGGUGAAAAAUGUUGUAAACUAUCUUGUACGAGACUACCAUGCAAUAUUUGAAGAUGAUACUAAAACAGUGAUUCUGAAUGAGACUAGAAGCUUGAAAGCCCCCUGUGUGAUUUCUGAUAAAAAGCAUCGGAAGCAG
This is a messenger RNA of Stegodyphus dumicola, 1365 nucleotides long. RefSeq names its product protein FAM13A-like. Gene Ontology annotation, biological process: signal transduction. The record is from RefSeq and is a predicted model, not a curated record. NCBI's taxonomy places the organism in Eukaryota, Metazoa, Arthropoda, Arachnida, Araneae, Eresidae.